UGUUUGCAUAAAGCAGUUGUUUCUGGGUUUAGCCUCACAAAGCAUGCACUUUUAGAGCUUUGAUGUAUUCCAAAAUGCAGCGAUGUCGCUGGCGACCGGGAUGCCCUAAACUGUCCAAGAACCUAAGACAGUUUCACACGCUCUGAGAUCAGGACGGCCUCCGCGCACUUCCGGUCUGUUUCCGGAGCCGCCAUCUUGCUUCCGGUUUCCGCGGGGGGUUGGAUCGCAAACACAGUCCUGCGCCAGGCUGUUAUGACAUCUAGAGGUAGUCAGACGCCUGCCUUCUGAUCUAUUGUGGCAGUUCUCCAGUGUAAAAGACUGGUUCCACACGGGAGGCUUUUUUGCUGUUUUCUAGCUUUUUCCUUCAGCAAGUAUGUAGCAAUCUUUGCACGUCGGAAUCCACAAUCAAGGCACAGCAAAUGCCGGUUCACCUCUGUUCGCCUUCUCUUCCAGCUGCGAUUGCAAGGUGCUCCGUGUGCCUUAGAGAGCGAGGAAAAUGAGCACGGUUGUGGGGUUGGUGUCAUUUGAGGAUGUCUCUGUGGACUUCACCUGGGAGGAGUGGCAGGACCUGGAUGAUGCUCAGAGGAAGCUCUACAGGGACGUGAUGCUGGAGACCUACAGCAGCCUGCUGUCCUUGAAUCAGUGUGAUGCCAAACCUGAGUUGAUCCUGAAGUUGGAGCAGGGAGCUGGGCCAUGGAAGGAAGAAGAUGCCCCAAACCAAAGGCUCCCAGCUAUGGAGAAUGUGAAGAGCCUGAACAAGACCAGUUGGGACAAUCAAAAGAGACAUUUAAACCACCUGGUAAUCACUGACAACUCUUCAGCUGAGAAGAGGAUCAAAUUUGGGAAAAGAUUUAAUAUGAGUUCCAACCAUGUUUUACACCUGGCUAUUAAGAAUAGGAACUCUUCUAAAAUGAGAUCUGAGAUGCUUGAUAUAUGGGAAAAUGUGUAUCUCCCCGGUGAACCCAGUGACAUGCAGCCUAUACAGGAACUUGAUCACCUUACUGCAGCCAAGAUGUCAUGCAGACCUCCUGAGCCUCUUCGUCUGGAUCACAGUGUUGAAAGUGGGCAACGGCACUUUCUGUAUAGUCAACACGAUGGAGCCUUCAAUGGGAACACUGUGUGGACACCUAAGGUAUUUCCUUUGGGAGAUAAUCCAAGUAAGUUAAAGGAAUACGGGAAAGCCUUUGGUAAGUUAGGUCCUAGUGCCCAAGAGGGGCCUCACAUAAGGGAAGACACUUUUGAUUGUAACUUGUGUAAGAAAUCAUUCUCUGACAAGUGUAACCAUACUCAGCAUUUUAAAACAUGCAUAAAAAACAAAUAUGAUAAAUGUACUGAUUGUGAACCCACAUUCAAUACAAAACCAGGCCUUAUAAACCUUCAGAGCACUCUGAAUUCAUGGGAAAAGCCCUGUGGAUGUAAGGACGAUGAGAAAUGCGUGUGUCAGGUGCCAAAACAGAGGGUUAAUCAGAGUGUCUUCUCAAGUAAGGAGAGUAAUUGUGUGAAAAAAUUAUGCCCAAAGUUAAAUUUCAGUGUGCACCAGAGACCUCACACAGGUAAAAAACCCCAUGAAUGCAAUACAUCUGCAAAAAUAAGCAACCAACCUCGUAGGCGUCACAGAUGUGGGAGAACCUAUCAAUGUAAAGUAUGUGGGAAAGCCUUUAGGCACACACAAAAUCUCUACUUACACUACAGAACUCACACUGGUGAGAAGCCAUAUGAGUGUAAAGAAUGUAAGAAACUAUUCAGUGUAAAGUCAAAUCUCAGUGUACAUCAGAAAACUCACACAGGCGAAAAACCCUAUGAGUGUAACAUAUGUGGGAAUGCCUUUAAAAGGAGGUGUGACCUAACUAUACAUCAGAGAGUUCACACAGGUGAGAAGCCCUACGAAUGUAAAGAGUGCAGGAAAACUUUCAGUAUCAAGUCAGGGCUCAUCGUGCAUCAGAGAAUUCACACAGGCGAGAAACCAUAUGAGUGUAAUGUAUGCGGAAAACGUUUUAACCAGAAGUCAAAUCUCUCUACACAUGAGAAGAUUCACACAGGUGAGAAACCCUUUGAAUGUAAAGAAUGUAGGAAAUCAUUUAGUGUCAAGUCAUAUCUCACUAUACAUCAAAAAACUCACUUGAGUGAGAAACCUCAUGCAUGAAAUCUGGGGAAGCCUUCUAACAGAAGACAAACCUCUACAGACAUCAUAGAGCUUGCACAGGUGAGAAACCCUAGGUUCAUAAAGAAUGUAGGAAAAGUCGUUUGUCAUCGCUCCCUGAACCUCGGAGAGUUCAGAGGUGAAGAUCCCUGUGGAUGUAAAGGCUGGAGCAAUUGUCAGUCUUAUGUCACAUCUCGUAAUUAGUGAACCCCAAACACUGGUAGGUACCAGUGUGGGAUAUGUCCAAAGACUUCUGCCAGAUGCCAGACUUGAGUUGUUAGAAAACUCUUACAGGUGAGAAACCCUCUGAAUGUAAGGUCUGGAAAUAAUCAGUCCUCAGUAAGACUGGAGAAUUCACACUGAUGAGAAGCCCUGUGAGUGUAGUUAUGUGGAAAGCCGUUAGUCAGAAGUCCAUCUCUGUGAAUUUGAGUUCACACAGCUGAGAAGGCUUGUGAAUAUAAGGAAUGUAGGAAAGCAUUUCAGACGUUUGUCACCUCUCCAUGUGUCUCACAGAAUUGAGAGUUGAGAGAUACUUAUCAGUGCAAUCUAUAGAACGGUCACUUGCCACAUGUCAGAGCUGUCUACACAUUAGAGAAAUCUCACAGUUGAGAGAUACUUAUCAGUGCAAUCUAUAAAAUGGUCACCUACCACAUGUCAGAGCUGUCUACACAUUAGAGAAAUCUCACAGUUGAGGUACUUAUCAGUGCAAUCUAUAAAACAGUCACCUGCCACAUGUCAGAGCUGUCUACACAUUAGAGAAGCCUCACAGUUGAGAGGCCUUCUGAUGUAAGGACUAGGAAACAUUUCCAAAACUGUACAUCAGAGUGCUCAGAAAUGCAAAGGGGAGGAGCUCUCAGCAGCAGACACAACUCACUGCACGUCAGACAUACACAGCCAAGUAACUGUUUGGUGCAGUGUGUGGAGAAACCUGUUCCCAGAUAUCAGAUCUCAGCAGUCAUUAGGUGAGGAGCCCUCUGAAUGUGAGGAAUCCUUCGCUGCAUACCAAAGAAGACACAUAGGAUAAGCCAUAUCAAUUCAAGAUGUGCAAAACCUUGGUUCUGUAAGAUGGACACCUACCUCCACUGGAGAACCACAUGAACACAAAACCCUGCGAAUAUAAAAACUGAAAAAAACCUGUGAAUGUAAAGAAUGUAGAAAAUAUCUCAUAUUCUUGGGCUGUGUGCAAGAGCUCACACAACUAAACAUGCUCCCACCUAGGUAAGUAUAACAGACAUGUGUGCGCAUCAGAAAACCUCUCACUGCUGAGAAACCACAAGAGUGGUUAUGUGGACAAGACUUUUACCAAAUGGAAACACUCUGGCUAGCUCAUGGGCUGGAAGUACAUUAAUGCAAUGGAUGUGGACAGCACUUUUAUAGGAAGUUGACCUCCACAUUGGAGAAUUCAUUAGAGAUGGAAUGCUGUUAACGUGGGAAAGCAUAUCUAGAAUGGUUAUGGAUAUGGAAAAUGUCAUUGUGAGAAGUCCUGUUAGCAGAGGUCUCGUGUGCUAAGAUUUACCUUUUUGCUCGAAGACUGGCAGCCUGUAUGUGUAGUGUUAUGGAGAGAACAUGGCCAGAGCUCUAUAGGAAUUUUAACAUUUGUGAUGAUUCUUUUCUUUCCUGCCUCAACCCCCCAAUUCCUGCAGUACAUUAUCCCUGGAUUUGUACUCACGGUCUGAAAGCAGAUAAGAUUAUCUGUGGAGAGAAGUGGUGUAGGGAAGGACACUGAUUUACAGACAUGCUUCAUUGGAGAGAGCAGAGGUUUUAUAUGUGUUUAUAAAUCUCUUGUUUGUAUGAGUGAUAGAACCUUUUUGCAACAUAAUGCAAAAUCAUUGUAACCCAUUUUAAAAGUAUUUUAGACAGGGGACCUUUCAUACUAGAAUAUUCACCCAGGAGAGGGCCCUUCUUGUUACCUUUGUAUUUUCACACCAUUUUAUGGAGAAAAAGAAACAUGAAAUUUCAGUAAAUUCUAAAUGCCUUACCUGGCACCAGCAUUUCAUUAAGGAGAUACAAAAGUAUGUUUCAUGUGUGAAACAUAUGUAUAUCCAUACACAUUUUUAUGCAUCGGAAAUCAUUCAUAAAAUGAAAUUGUCCGUUUCUAAGAAGUGUUAAUUAUAGUAUUAAAAUUCUUUUUUGAGCUGGGUGUGGUGGCAUGUGUCUUAAAUCCCAGAAUCCAGAAGGUAGCAGUCAGAUAUCUGUAAGUUUGAGGUCGGCCUGAUCUACAUGGAGUUCCAGGCCAGCAGGGCUACAUAAUGAGACCUUGUCUCAAAAAAAAAAAAAAAAAAAAAAAGAUUGUUGAAUAUGCCAGAUGGUAACUAUUUUUAAUGGUGCCUGAUGCAGUGGUUUGGUCUACAUUUGAGGACAUCUGUGUUUGUCACACCACAGUUUGAGAGAUGCAGUUGACACUAGUGGAUACCAGGAAUGCCACUGAACUGAAGGACUGUUGUCCUUUCCUGAGGAGGUACGGACAGAUAAGUGCUCGGCCCGGAUAGGGCACUGACAACAGACUGAAUACACAGUUCUGUCCAACUGCAGUCCCAUCAGUGAGUUUGUGGAGGUUUCAGGAGUAUGGGUGAGAGGUGGCCUAACAAGCACAGGAGUGAUCAGGAGCGAUUCCGCAGCUGCAUCACUGAAAAGACCCCAGCCUGGGGAGGACUCCUGAAAGCUGAAACAAAGUGGGUCGCAUAGGGUUAGGCAGUCUCCCUCCCUCCCUCCCAGCAGCCCUUCCCGCUUUUACACAUGGGAAUGGGCCUCGUGAAUUUAUACAUUUUUCUGGGCUUCAUGAGACUUAGGGGUUUAUUUCCUAGUCUUAAGGAGCCUUCCUCCAGGAUGGGAAUGUUUUAAUUCAGAAGGUACUGAUACACAUCAGGCACAACAUACCCUGAUGUAUGUAAGGUUUGUGCAUAUGAUUUUAUCACAUUAACAGAUGUUCUCUGUAUGCAGGGACAUGCAGGAAAUAAACUUAUUGUAAUGGUUAUUGUGAUUUCAUUAAGGUUUUCUACAUUAAAUACUAUCCUAACCUGUUUACAUCUGGUAAGUCUCUAGUUUGUAUUUUCUUAAUCUUUUAACAUAUAAGUGUAUAUGGUGAUUGUCACCAACUAUCUGCUAAGUAUGGAUGUUUGUGUUUUUCUCAGAUGGUGAUGUCUUAAAGUAAGCCAGUGUUUCUAAGAGAAUAAAUAUCAGGGUAGAAAAACAUGAAUAAAGAUAUUUUUCACAGCUA
This is a messenger RNA of Peromyscus maniculatus bairdii (prairie deer mouse), 5357 nucleotides long. RefSeq names its product zinc finger protein 39-like. The record is from RefSeq and is a predicted model, not a curated record. Gene Ontology annotation, biological process: regulation of DNA-templated transcription. Lineage: Eukaryota; Metazoa; Chordata; Mammalia; Rodentia; Cricetidae. Gene Ontology annotation, cellular component: nucleus.